AUGGCUCUUCUCGUCUCCUUGAACCUCGCGUCUCUUCAUCGCGCAAGCGGCGCGGAAAUCAACAAUGCCAAGUUCUCAAAUACCACCUAUCAAUAUCAGAAAGCUCUAGGCAAGUCAGAGGAGCCUAUGAUACCGGGUCCACAGUUAUUCCAACCUUCGUCACGCUUAACCAACACGAAUCGCCACGAUCUCCCCACCAUCAGCGAAUGUGCCGUCCACCUCGAGCUGUUGGAAGUAUUUCAUGCUCUAAGAGACAGAGUCCAGCAAUCCACAGAUCUGGACAAGACCUUCAGUAUCAAACCGAAUACAAGAACGGUCUACCGCAAGAGGUAUUCCUCUGCGAAACGCAAAUAUGAGUCUUAUACAGCCACAGUUAGGGACACCACGUUUGAAACAAGGAGAAAAAAUAAAUGGCCCUGGUUCUUGGAGCUCGCAGUCGGCCGAUUCACCAGAUGGAUUCGGAUGGUUAAUAGAAUGUCCUUUUCCAGUUCUGAUUCACAGAAUGACAACGAGCCAUCAGGACUGGGUCCAUUACCCCCUGUCGAUGUACUUAUGGUCUGGCAUGCCUUCUUGCUGAACCCCGUUGACUUCGACUUCUAUUGUGUCAAACAUAGGUUGGAACGGGUUCGCAAAGCUCCCCUUCCAUGGCAACAAAUCCACGAGGCAAUAGACUCGCGAGACUGGUCAUACCGUCUCCCCAAGGCCCAGAAGGACUGGCUAGAAAAGCAGGCGGACUUUACACCCGACCUCUUCGAGACGCUCGUUGAUGUCGGUAAACGCGAAAGCCACGCUAAACACGUCCUCUCUCAGUACGGGUCUAGCUCAAAGACGAGCCCAUUUUCAUUAUUGAAAUAUAUAGAUACUCCGGCUAAUUAUGCUUUCGUUGAGGUGGUUCAAGCCACGAAAUCCGAGGCUCUCAGGAAUGAACCCUUGAAGAAAAAUGUCGAGCGGCAAUUCAAGUUUGUAGAAAAGAUGCACGCUCAUCUCUGGAUCCGCAGCCCGGCAGUUGAAGGGACGCUUCGUCGCGCCAUUGACCGCUACGAGAAAUUCCUGCAGUUGUUUCGUGAUUACCCGGCAACGACUCUGGUGCCGACCCUGGACGUUGAUCUGGUUUGGCAUACCCAUUUAUCUGAUCCGGAGCAGUACCGGACGAGUUUGAAUGAACGUGCCGGACGGAUGGUCAGUCAUGACGACAAGUUGGGGAAGUCAUUCUUGCACACUCGGUUUGAUAAUACGCAUGAGCUGUUUCAGAUAGCUUUCGGUCAGCAAUAUAAUGUCUGCCUUUGUUGGGAUUGCGAGGCAGUUACAUCUGCGAUGGAAGCUUUUGCGGCAAAUGACGAUAUGGAUAUUCUAGAUGAUAUUAAUUGCGAUGCUGAUAGCAUCGUGAAGAAAGUGGAAAGUGAUGUGCGUUAUUACAGGGCGGUAGAAAUUGCGAGGCGGAAGGGAGUAGCCCUGCCGGUACGUUGA
Aspergillus bombycis is the source of this 1467-nucleotide messenger RNA. RefSeq lists its product as uncharacterized. The record is from RefSeq and is a predicted model, not a curated record. Lineage: Eukaryota; Fungi; Ascomycota; Eurotiomycetes; Eurotiales; Aspergillaceae. The transcript is spliced from 3 exons. The coding region runs from base 1 to 1467 and encodes 488 amino acids.